AUGGCAGCAUCCAAUCACUCAAGCGCUUCAAACAAGUGUACCUGGGGUUCCUCAGGGACCCGGGCCCUCUCCCCACGUCCCGACCCCACCGGCGCCGGAGAUCAUGACACUAACGCUCUGAACGGCUUGCACCACGCCAAGUAUCCUCCUCCCAACACCAACGAUUUGGGUAACGAACUGGAUAAUAUUUACGACGAGUCGGAGAAGCUCCCAGCUCAAAUGCAGCACGGAUUGCCCGAUCAGGAACAGACCAAGAAAUAA
Molecule: messenger RNA, 261 nt
Organism: Fusarium venenatum
Lineage: Eukaryota; Fungi; Ascomycota; Sordariomycetes; Hypocreales; Nectriaceae
Source: RefSeq, a predicted model, not a curated record